Mugil cephalus (flathead mullet) is the source of this 2490-nucleotide messenger RNA. It is a transcript of the gene tank, whose product is annotated as TRAF family member-associated NFKB activator. The transcript is spliced from 8 exons. The coding region runs from base 552 to 1577 and encodes 341 amino acids. NCBI's taxonomy places the organism in Eukaryota, Metazoa, Chordata, Actinopteri, Mugiliformes, Mugilidae. Gene Ontology annotation, biological process: canonical NF-kappaB signal transduction. The record is from RefSeq and is a predicted model, not a curated record.
GUCUACAGAGCGGGGGAUUCCCCGAGGGAAGUUCCCAACUCAACUAGGCUAUGUAAAACAUACAUUGCCAUAUCCUCUCCGGCGCUUCGUAACUUUGCAUCUCAAGAUUAGGGCGACGACGCUGCGGUGGUGUCAAAACAAGAAGAAGAAGAAGAAGAAGAGAAAAGCUUUAACAGUUAAUGAAGGUAAGAGGGACGCUCAACGCUGGGAGAGAGGUAACUGAUCUGUGGAGUUCCUGCUCGGUUAGUUUAUCCAACACCGGUUGAAUGAGCUAUAGCUGAGCGAUCAGUAACAGCUUAAAGAAUACGGAACUGUGUGAAGUAUGUUCUUUUAAACGACGCUUUUUAAAAACCUGAUCCACGGCUGUGUCCCGGAAGGCUCCAGUGAUAUUUAAAGCCUGUAGGCUACACUACUCAUGCAAGGGAGCUGCUGGUGUGUAGCACCUCUGUGACUUUUAUUCUGAAGAUCGCUGAAUAAUUGAUCAACUGCCUUCAAGCCUAUUGCGACAGGCUCAUGUCUGCUGCGUCAGUGAUGAUUGUGGAGCACAAGGCAUGGAAAGGAACAUCGGAGACCAGCUCAACAAAGCUUUCGAAGCUUAUCGCCAGGUCUCCAUCGAAAAGGACAAUGCAGAAAAGCAGCUGCAGCAAAGGACUGAAUUUUAUGAGCGACACACUCAGAAGCUUCAAAAGCAGAUAGAAGAACAGCAGCAGCUGAUCGCAGAACUUAAAGCUAAGUUGUCAGCAGCAAAGCAGCCAUCAGGAGAGAUGAAAUGUGAGCCCUGUAACCAUCUCCUUGACGGGGCCAGCACUUAUAGGAAAAUGCAGCACACGGAGAAUAUGGGCACCGUGGCUCCCGCUUUGCCAGUCAGCAGCACCGUUGACUAUCAGGACAUGGUGGAGGCAUUUGAAGCCAUUCAAGACAAAUUCCGCCACAUUCGGUCUCUAGCGCGAAGGCAGAAAGAUCACCUAAAAAGGUUCCACGGAGGGAAUGAUGCAUCGACCGAUCAGCGGUUCUCCAUGCCCAUCCAGUGCACAGACCGCACCGCAGAGGCAGAGAGACCCUUUCCCUCGGCUUUGAGGUCAGCGGCGGACAACCCUCUCCUGCCCACAUCUCUCGCGUCCCGCGGCGCCAGCCAGGACGACAGGGACCUGGUGGACUCCCUCACCAAACUCAGCGUCAAAUUUCCGCCCUCCGCGGACAGUGAAUACGAGUUCCUGAACAGCGCUCCGGAGAGGCCGAUCGGCCUGCCCAUGAAGCGGCCUCUCGGCAGCGUCUCCUCCACGCUGACAGAGGAGGAGCCCGUGAAACUGCCCAUGGCUUUUGUCUACCCCACAUCCCCCUCCCACUCAACAUCAUCUUCGCUCUCCCAGGAGAGCGUGCGGGGACCCCAGCAGCCUCUCUGGAGCCCUGGGCUGUGUGAUCCGGAUGACGUGGGGACGGAGCUGGCGACGCCUCAGAGCAGCAGUCCCGAUAAAUGUGCUUUCUGCCACGCUGUGGUUCCUCAGGACCGAAUGACCAGCCACCUCUACUUGCAUUUCUCUACUAAGACUGAAGCCGACAGCGGAGGCAGAGACUGACGGGUACAAGGCCACAGCUACUUCCAGACUUUUACUGUUUUUCAUGGUCUUGUCCUGCCUGCCAUGAACUAUGAGCGCUGUAUUGGAUUUGAGAGAAUGACACUGCGAUAAGACUUGAAUCCAUUUAUUUAAUACUGAAGAAUUGAAUGGUACACUUUCCCUGCCCAUUAUAUUUUUCUAAUACCACGCUUCAAUUUAUUUUUUAUUAUUAUUAUUUUUUUUUUUGCGUAAAGGUAUAUAUGAGCAAAUAAACCAACAUUUACUCUUGCUGCAAUUUUUAUCACUUGAAGAUUUUUUUGUUUUUUUUUUUCAACGUGCAGUUAAAAAAGAUGUAGUGGAUGUGACCACACAUCAAGACAUGAGGCACACCAUCUUUAUUACCUUUCUCCCUCAAACAUGUGUAUAAUUUUUUUUUUUAAAACGUAAUUUGAAAUAAUCUCCCUAAUUAUUAGCUGUUGCUAUGUACAGUACACGGCAUUACCUCCGCCCUCCUUUUAUGCUCCCUUUGGAGUCUAUAUCUCAUGACAACCAUAUGUUACACGUUAGAGAUGUCAACAGUAUGCAUGAAGUGACUUAAACAAUAACCAAUUAGGCUUCUCUACAGUGGUGGACUGGCUGAUUAGCGCUGUUUUCAGGUGAAUUCCCAUCAUUGCAGACUUAAGGCUGGAUAAUUUCAAGCAGAUGUGUAUCAUUCUCUGUGAUAUUACCAACUUUAAGAUUCGCUUAAAAGUUAAUAUGCCAUGUGUUCAUUAAGAUUUCCCGCGUGUUGUUUAAUUAGACGCUGUCUGUAUAGUUAAGAUGUAUCAUAGGCAACAUUUGGCUGUAUUUAUGUAGGCAAUUUAUUUAAAAGGUGACGUGCCAGUUAUGUUAUCCAGAGUAAUAAAGUGAUUGUAGGUGUGCCACUUUUAAAUUA